This is a messenger RNA of Parascedosporium putredinis, 1413 nucleotides long. The record is from the annotation of a GenBank genome assembly. NCBI's taxonomy places the organism in Eukaryota, Fungi, Ascomycota, Sordariomycetes, Microascales, Microascaceae.
AUGACCGCCCCCGACGACUCCCUCCAGGCACGUGUGUCCUCGGACUGCCCCUCCACCGCCCAGGAGAUUCUGUACCACGCCUGGGCCCGCGACCUAAGCGGGCUAAAACCCCUUCUCAACGUACCCGGUCACGCGAGCAGCCAGGACCCGACCACCGGAGAGACGCCCCUCCAUGCCGCCAUCCGAUCCUGUGGCCCUGCCGACCCCGCCGCCGAUGCGGAUGAUGCCGAGGAGCCCGACGGCGCCGUCCAAGAGGCCAUCGAUGUCGUCCGCGAAUUGUUCUUUUCCGGCGCCAUAUGGAACGACGUUGAUAAUAACAACGAGACCCCCGGCUGCGUAGCCGCCCGCCUCGGCCAGUCCCAAUUAUACAAGCUCUGCGUCGAGGCCGGCGUGCGGGCCGAGAUGCUGUUUGGUCUCCUAGGCGGCUACGACGAACUAUCUUCCGGGGGCGAUGAGGACGAAGACGUCGACCUUGAAGACGCUGCCCCGGCUACCACCGCUGAUGGCGAGAAUGGCGAAAACGGCGACCAACAGACCGAGGCCCAGGAUUCCGUCGAGGCCCAGGCUGUCGAAUCCUCCGAGCCGGAGCCCGAAAAGCGCUUCCAGCCCCCAGAGACGGACGAAAAGGAAAUCAAAAGCGAAGAAUACCUCCGCUCCAAGCUCACCUACUCGGACGGAAAGCUCGUCGAUGACGAAGGCAACGGCGUCAUGAUGGCCUGGGAGACCGACAUCAUGCGCCGCAGCGUCGACGCGCUGCUCCCCGGACUCGAGCCCGGCAAGCGCAUCCUCAACGUCGGCCUCGGCAUGGGCAUCAUCGACUCCAUGUUUGUCGACGCCAAGCCCGCCGUGCACCACAUCAUCGAGGCCCAUCCCGCCGUGCUCGAGCACCUCUCCAAGCCCGGUGCCAAGUUUGGCGCCGAGUGGGAGCGCAGCGGGCCCGAGGACGGCGCCUUCAAGGUUCACGCCGGCCGCUGGCAGGACGUCCUCCCCACCCUGCUAGAGAAGGGCGAGACGUACGAUGCCAUCUACUUUGACACCUUUGGCGAGGACUACUCGCAGCUCCGUUCCUUCUUCAGCGACUUCAUUCCCGGGCUGCUCGACUACGAAGGCCGCUUCGGCUUCUUCAACGGGCUUGGUGCCGAUCGAAAGAUCUGCUACGACGUGUACUCCGCCGUCGUCGAGAUGCACCUGUCCGAGGCCGGCUUGGACCUGGAGUGGGAUGUGAUUGACGUGGAUAUGAAAGGUCUCGAGGAAUCAGGAAAAGGUGAGUGGGAAGGGGUUAGGAGACGGUAUUGGACCCUCGAUAGUAAGUUGACCCUUCCGCUUUAUUCCAAAUCAACCUUUUGCUACAUGCGCAACGCUCCUGACACAACUACAGAAUACCGACUUCCAAUCUGUACAUUCAUGGGCUAG